UAUGUUUGGAAAGCAUUCGGCAUUAUUGAUUGUGAUACAGUUGCUAAAGUGCAUUCAUGGUCUGCGCGUGAAUUUGACCACGUUUGGCAACUGUCAGGAUGUGAGCUUGAACUACGACAAGGUUCCUAUAGCAUUGACAAAGGUGUCAUACGACCGGGACGCUGAUGGCGUUUGCAACACGUUGCAUGCUGAGUACGAAGUCAGAAAGACCACGGAAGAUAUCGCAUGGGAAUUGAUAUUAACUAGUUACAAGUGUCCCCUGGGCAGUACGGCGAUAUGCCUCGAUAAUCCGAAGGAGUACAUCGAACCUAUGCACUGCGAACGGUUCCAUUCCGACGACAGUGGUCCAUGGUUCAUGUUGGCCAGUGCCAUGACCAACGGCGACAAAUGUGGAAGGCAUGAGGGCGUUUUCAACUUGGAUGCGGCUGUCAUGAAAAUAAAGUACCUCCACAGCUACACCGACCUGGGCAAAGGUACUUACCGAGUGCGCAUGCUCUUCCAUAUUCCUGGUACUGAUUUGGCGGAGAGAAACGUGAAGGGAUGCUGCGAAUUGGAUUUUGACGUCAUCGAUGAAUGAUUUGUCGGAAUUUGUCACCCCUCGUGACUGGCAUGACACUUGGCGAUCGUUCAAAUGGACUCCGUAGUAGAUCAGUAUUGCAGUUACACCCUUAGUUAGUUAAUAUUAGUUUAUGCAAUAAAGUGAAAGUAUCCUACAGCAGCGACG
Messenger RNA from Ochlerotatus camptorhynchus, 724 nucleotides. RefSeq lists its product as uncharacterized. The record is from RefSeq and is a predicted model, not a curated record. The transcript is spliced from 3 exons. The coding region runs from base 2 to 577 and encodes 191 amino acids. Lineage: Eukaryota; Metazoa; Arthropoda; Insecta; Diptera; Culicidae.